CGGCCUGGCCUAUUAACGCAUCUUAUACUCGAGCUUUUAUUAGAGAAAUCUCUUCAUUAGAGGCAUCGUCACUUUUUUCAUUCCCCCCCUGCAAACCCUAGUCAUCCUCCCUGUAAUGGCUCCAAAGAAGGGUGUAAAGCUCCCAGUUGCUCCAAAGAAGAAGCAGGAGAAGGUUGUGAACCCCUUGUUCGAGAAGCGUCCCAAGCAAUUUGGCAUCGGUGGAGCAUUGCCACCCAAGAAGGAUCUGACUAGGUUCGUGAGAUGGCCUCAGGUUGUCUGUAUCCAGAGGAAGAGACGCAUUCUCAAGCAGCGUUUGAAGGUCCCACCUGCCCUCAACCAGUUCUCUAAGACCCUGGAUAAGAACCUUGCUACAAAUCUUUUCAAGAUGCUCCUGAAAUACAGACCUGAAGACAAGGCUGCAAAGAAGGAGAGACUUUUGAGAAGAGCCCAGGCUGAGAGUGAAGGGAAAACUCCAGAAACAAAAAAACCUAUUGUUGUCAAGUUUGGGCUUAAGCAUGUCACUUAUCUCAUUGAGCAGAACAAGGCACAACUAGUCGUCAUUGCACAUGAUGUAGACCCCAUUGAAUUAGUGGUCUGGCUUCCAGCUUUGUGUAGGAAGAUGGAAAUUCCUUACUGCAUUGUGAAGGGAAAAGCAAGAUUAGGCGCUAUUGUCCACCAAAAGACGGCAUCCGUUUUAUGCCUUACCACAGUGAAGAAUGAAGACAAGUUGGAGUUCUCCAAAAUCUUGGAGGCUAUCAAGGCUAACUUCAAUGACAAAUAUGAGGAAAAUCGCAAAAAGUGGGGUGGUGGUGUCAUGGGUUCGAAAUCUCAGGCAAAGACCAAGGCCAAGGAAAGGGUUCUUGCAAAGGAGACAGCUCAGAGAAUGUCUUAAUUUUGUACGAGGAUUUUUUAAUAUUUAUUGCAGUUUUCUGUUGCAAGGUUUGGACAAAUGUUAAACAGUCUUUCAAUUUUGAUACGUCUGAUUGGCCUUUGAGGUUUGAGUUUUGGUUUUAGUACUAUCACAAAUCACUUGCAAUUUUUCUUUUUUUUUUGCAAUUUAGCCUCCUAUACUCCUAUUUGCAUACUUCACAAAUCACUUCUUGACAUUGCCAAUCUGGUUUCAAAAUUGUUCCGUGAAACUUCAAUCUGUGGAAGGUUG
Messenger RNA from Cuscuta europaea, 1159 nucleotides. The record is from the annotation of a GenBank genome assembly. NCBI's taxonomy places the organism in Eukaryota, Viridiplantae, Streptophyta, Magnoliopsida, Solanales, Convolvulaceae.